AUGCUCAAUGGCCUCGCUUCUCUCCCACGCCAUCCCACCACUGUCCUAGCAGCGGAUUCCCGUGUGGGGUGUAUUUUCCGCAUCGACACGCUGACCGGAACCUCGGACAUCGUUGUCCAGAGCGACGCAUUGUCGGCUCCGGCGAAUGGGUCAUCGGAGAUCGGGAUUAAUGGAUUGAAGACACACGGGGAGUAUGCGUAUUAUACCAAUACUGCGUUGAAAACUUUUGGAAGAGUGAAGAUUACCGAUGAUGGUACUGCGGUGCCUGGGAAAGAUGGCAAGGUUGAGGUGGAAGUUCUUGCCACGUUGAACCCCGGAAAGGAGGAAUACCAGUGGGAUGACUUCGAUUUCGAUAAGGAGGGGACAGCGUAUGUGGCUAUGGCAGGGUCGGGUGGUAGGGCAAUCGGAACGAUUAGUCCUGAUGGUGAUGUCGAGGUGUUGUUUACUAAGGUGAUCCGUGGGCCGACUUCGGUGCAUGUUGUUGAAAAGGAGGGGAUGAGGAAGAAGUUGUAUAUCACUACUAAUGGGAACGGUGGACAGGUUGUGGAGGCGGUGCUCUGA
Molecule: messenger RNA, 561 nt
Organism: Aspergillus niger
Lineage: Eukaryota; Fungi; Ascomycota; Eurotiomycetes; Eurotiales; Aspergillaceae
Exons: 1
Coding region: 1-561 (186 amino acids)
Source: RefSeq, a predicted model, not a curated record